This is a messenger RNA of Eucalyptus grandis, 921 nucleotides long. RefSeq lists its product as uncharacterized. The coding region runs from base 242 to 619 and encodes 125 amino acids. The transcript is spliced from 4 exons. The record is from RefSeq and is a predicted model, not a curated record. Gene Ontology annotation, molecular function: protein binding. Lineage: Eukaryota; Viridiplantae; Streptophyta; Magnoliopsida; Myrtales; Myrtaceae.
GUUGACCACGUACACGUACAGCACAAGCUGACGCACGAGCGUUGAGCUUCUGUGCGUGCAUCUCUCUCUCUCUCUCUUCCUUCCUUUGCGCCUUCCCUUUACUCUCUCUCUCUCGGUCUCUUUUUCUCUUGGAUUCUUUCAGUCCCAAAUGUGGAAAGCUUCCCAGAAUUCAACUGUCAAGGAGUGAAGGGUUGGGGUUUGAAUUAAUAGUGAUCUUCGUCGUGUAGAAUUGAUUUGGGAAAUGAGCAAAGCGAAGUCACCCGAGCCUCUCGAUUUCUUCAUCUGGACUGUUGAGGAUGUUGGUAGGUGGUUAGAAGAAAUAAAUUUAGGAAGCUACCGCCAGAUUUUUAAAGAAAAUGGGAUCAAUGGUGAGUAUCUGGAAAGCAUGUCCACGUUCACGACUGAGCAGAUACUUCGGUUUAUCAGAAAGUGCCACAUGAAAUGGGGGGACUUCAUUACGCUCUGCAAAGAACUCCGGCGGAUUAAGGUGGCAUGCUUGAAAGGCGAUCAGAAGGUCCGGAGGCCAUGGUGGGCUCCGUCGUGCCUCUCGAUAGUUUCUGUGAAGGCAGCGAAGCGCAACAGACAAUCAAGGGUUGUUUCACUAAAACUAGAACCAUGAUGCGUGACAUGGUUUUGCCGACAUCAAGAUUGCCUCGUAGAAGGAAAGUGAAAGUAGGAGCAAGCUCUUUGGCUUCUUUGCAUCUUGCAAGGUGCUUCCGUUGGUCCCUUCUCGGAGAACCAUCACCAACCUGCACGGAUAACCUGCUGCGCGUUUUCUGUUAAUUCUUGUAAAUGUUUUAAAUGCAUUUACCCUAAUAUUCGAAGAACAAUAUCAUGUCAUUGCGAACAAAGUGCAAGACACUGUAUGGCUUGUUGCGUGAAAUCUUUAUAUAUCAAAUGCUGGAGUUAUUUCUUGAUCGA